AUGUUACAGAAAGAAGGGUAUUUGGAGAGCGCGGGGCGUGAGGGUGGAACAGCCGCGAUGUCGUCCAUUCUCAAAAGAACAUCCGCGAUCUCUCGCAUGGCUCGGUCGGCCCGUGAUUUAAAGCUGAGCUCUCCUACGUACCGAAGCUCGACAUCUUUCUUACCGUACAAGUUAUGGGUCUCGACUCUUACGGGCUCUGUAGCCAAAAGAUCCGAUCGUGAUCAUCGGAAUAUUCAAUCUCACAAUGGUUCCGUCCCGAAAGUGGCUAAAUUUUCAAGUCAACCAAGUAACGCGCUGUUGCGCGACGAUCUGCCGCGUCAGCCUGUGCCUGAACUUCGUGAUACACUCCAGAAGUACUUGAGAACUGUUAAGCCGCAUGUCACUGAUGAAGAAUUCUCGGUAACGGAGAAAGCUGUGAAAGACUUCGCCGCUCCAGGCGGCCUCGGGGAAAAGCUGCAGAAACUACUGAAAGCCAGAGCUGCUUCGACUGACAGUUGGUUGGCGGAGUGGUGGCUUAAUCUCGCCUAUCUCCAAUACCGUCUACCAUUACCUGUUUGGAGUAGUCCAGGUAUUCUGCUUCCGCAACAAGAAGUUUCAACUUUGGAUGGCCAGCUGAAACUCGCCGCGAGGGUCAUCGCUGGGAUUCUGGACUACAAAUCCAUUAUUGACAAACGCGCGGUACCGCAAGAAUGGUCGGGGAAAAAUCCAAUGGAUAUGUCGCAGUACUAUUCCAUUUUUUACACCUGUCGCAUCCCGGGAAGAACUGUUGACAAAUUGGUGCAUUACGGAGAUGUCCAUCCGCUUCCUACACAUUUGGUUGUGUUGCGAAAUAAUCAUUUCUUCCACAUGGAUGUGUAUGACAAAAGCGGGGAGCAGGCACUUUCAGAGGAGCAGAUUGCAGAGCAACUGUGGAGUAUUGUUGAUCAAUCGCAGAGCCCGGGAAUCCCAUUAGGAGUAUGUACUAUGGACAAUCGGGCAAAUUGGGGAGCAGCCUAUGAUGCCCUGAGGCAAGCUAAAGGGAAUAAGGCAAUCCUGGGCUCCAUCAACUCCUCCAUUUGCGUUAUUUGCCUGGAUGGUCCUAAUCCGGACAUGCCCGAGCAUGCCCCGGAUGAACGUACUGUUGCCGCUUUAGAAAUGAUCCAUGGCUGUGGGAACAAGAGUAAUUCCGGUAACAGAUGGUAUGACAAGACAAUUCAAGUUAUUAUCGGCACCAAAGGUCAGCUAGGAAUGGCUUACGAGCACUCGCCUGCUGAAGGACCUCCGAUUGCCAAUCUUACCGAUCAUGUGAUGGAUUUUGUAACGGAGAAGAAAAAGGCUGUUGGUAAAUCCGCAAUGAGCGUCCAUCCUCCGAAGAAGCUAGAUUUCAAUAUCCCUUCAUCGGUUCGCGACGCCAUUGAAACUGCUCAACAAGAUCUUGAUGGGAUGGUGUCUGACCUGGAAAUGACGAUGUAUACGUUUCCCCACUAUGGCAAGAACCUCAUCAAGACGUUCAAGAUGUCUCCGGACUCUUUCAUCCAAAUGGCCAUCCAACUGGCGUUCUACAGGAUUCAUGGGGAACCCGCUGCAACGUAUGAAAGUGCUUCAACGCGCAAGUACCUUCUCGGUAGAACUGAGGCCAUCCGGUCGUGCUCUAUGGAAUCACUGGAAUUUUGUAAAGCCAUGAUGAGUAGGGCAGUUUCUAUAAACGACAAGGUCCAGGCCCUGAAGAACGCUGUCGAAGGGCACAAGAAAUAUGUGAUUGAAGCAUGUGAUGGGUACGGAGUAGACAGGCAUUUGUUGGGCUUGAAGCAGACCGCGAUUGAGAAUGGUAUGGACAUUCACGAAAUGUUCCUGGACCCCGGUUAUACGAGAUCGAGUCACAUGCGUUUGUCAACAUCCCAAGUUCCUGCGCGUUAUGACACAGUGAUGUGCUUUGGUCCCCUCGUGCCCGACGGCUACGGGUGUUGCUACAACCCGCGACCAGACUCGAUCAAUUUCGGGUUGUCUGCCUGCCUAACGAGUCCGGAGACGCACUCGAGGAAAUUGCGGGAUGCCCUGGGGGAGAGCUUGGAAGAUAUGCGAGAUGUGCUGUCUGCGGGUUCUGCGAAACUCUGAAGCUAUGCAGUACAGUACUGUACUUGUCACGUGAUUGAUUGUCGUCUCAACAGUGAGACCGAGAGCUGAAUCGUUCGUUGCCCUCUUUGAAUCAUUGGGAGGAGAAAUUUUCAAAUCUUGGCGAUGACAACUCCGCCAUCUUGGUAUGCUGCUGCUGCUGCUGUGAAUUGAUGAUUGCUGUGUGCCUCUGAUGCGGUUUGGCAUUGAAUUAUUGGAAGAAAAAUGUGUUUUCGAUCGCCGCCGUAUAUUUGUUCAAUCUGUGAAAUGGAAUACAGAGAUACGAUUUUUUUCAUGCAA
Messenger RNA from Notodromas monacha, 2391 nucleotides. NCBI's taxonomy places the organism in Eukaryota, Metazoa, Arthropoda, Ostracoda, Podocopida, Cyprididae. The record is from the annotation of a GenBank genome assembly.